AUGUGCGACUUGGUAACGCAAGACGUUGGACGUACCCCAAGAUUUGUAUGUCCAGAAGGUCUCGCCAGCCUAUCUGGAGAGUCCCGCCGACGCGGGCAUUGGGCACUCCCUGAGUUGGUCGAGCAGAGCCUCAAGUACGUACCUCAGCCUGAAGAGGCAUCGGUGGAAGUGGAGCGCUGCGCUGAUCCCAUCUAUUACUCUUCAGGACGACCUGCAGCGGCAUGGGACUCCAGACCUGGCCCUGGCGGCCUCGCCCUGUCAUCCUUGGGAGAAGAUGGUGUGUGA
Messenger RNA from Fusarium tjaetaba, 285 nucleotides. RefSeq lists its product as uncharacterized. The record is from RefSeq and is a predicted model, not a curated record. The transcript is spliced from 2 exons. The coding region runs from base 1 to 285 and encodes 94 amino acids. NCBI's taxonomy places the organism in Eukaryota, Fungi, Ascomycota, Sordariomycetes, Hypocreales, Nectriaceae.